Lipotes vexillifer (Yangtze River dolphin) is the source of this 396-nucleotide messenger RNA. RefSeq names its product ALK and LTK ligand 1 (gene ALKAL1). Bases 1 to 396 code for a protein of 131 amino acids. Gene Ontology annotation, molecular function: receptor signaling protein tyrosine kinase activator activity; receptor tyrosine kinase binding. The transcript has 5 exons. Lineage: Eukaryota; Metazoa; Chordata; Mammalia; Artiodactyla; Lipotidae. Gene Ontology annotation, biological process: positive regulation of ERK5 cascade; positive regulation of ERK1 and ERK2 cascade. The record is from RefSeq and is a predicted model, not a curated record.
AUGCGACCGGCGAGGCCAAGCACCCGGCUGCCCGCGCUGCUGCUGCUGGCGCUGGUCCUGUCGCCGCGCGGGACCCAGGGGAGGCCCGGGGGCCGCAGGGGCGCGCGCGUCGCCGGCGAGGAGCCGAAGCCCUGGCUGUCCCUCCCCGCGGCCUCCCGGAGCGCAGGUAAGCAGCCCCGCGGGAGCAGGCAGUCAGAAAUAUUCCCAAGAGAUUUGAACUUAAAAGACAAAUUCAUAAAGCAUUUCACAGGGCCCGUCACAUUUUCAGCCGAGUGUGGCAAACAUUUCCACAGGCUCUACCACAACACCAGGGAUUGCUCAACACCAGCUUAUUACAAAAGAUGUGCUAGAUUGCUCAAAAGAUUAGCAGUGAGUCCUCUGUGCUCACAGGCAUAG